CAUCACGUGACGCCCGGCAGUGCCGCGAGGGGUCGGCGGUGGCUCUCGCUCCCGCUGGCACGGUCUGCGCACGGGUGAUUCCCGCCGAAUGAAGCGCACUGUGGCGUGAUGGCGAGGGCCUAGGGGAAGGCGCAGACAGGCCUGGACGCCGCCUGUAGCUGCCUUCGGCCUCCCGGCCUCUGCGCUCUUUCCUGCGCCGUUGCUAGGCAGCCGCAUCUGGGCGCGGGAGGCAGGGCGGGCUAAUGCGGAAAGGUACGGGUGCCGGGGAGGGGCUGUGAUUGCAGAGGGUCCGGGUGUCUGGCAGAGGGCUAUGGAGCAGUACCGCAUCCUGGGCCGCAUUGGGGAGGGCGCGCACGGCAUCGUCUUCAAGGCCAAGCACGUGGAGACUGGAGAGAUCGUUGCCCUCAAGAAGGUGGCCCUGCGGCGGCUGGAGGAUGGCAUCCCCAACCAGACCCUGCGGGAGAUCAAGGCCUUGCAGGAGAUCGAGGACAGUCAGUAUGUGGUACAGCUGAAGGCCGUGUUCCCGCAUGGCGCAGGCUUCGUGCUGGCCUUCGAGUUCAUGCUGUCAGAUCUGGCUGAGGUGGUGCGCCACGCCCAGAGGCCGCUGACCCAGGCGCGGGUCAAGAGCUACCUGCAGAUGCUGCUCAAGGGGGUCGCUUUCUGCCAUGCCAACAACAUUGUACAUCGGGACCUGAAACCAGCCAACCUGCUUAUCAGUGCCUCGGGCCAGCUCAAGAUAGCGGACUUUGGCCUGGCCUGGGUCUUUUCCCCAGAUGGCAGCCGUCUCUACACGCACCAGGUGGCCACCAGGUGGUACCGAGCCCCUGAGCUCCUGUAUGGUGCCCGCCAGUAUGAUCAGGGUGUCGACCUGUGGGCUGUUGGCUGCAUCCUGGGGGAGCUGUUGAACGGGUCCCCCCUUUUCCCAGGGGAGAAUGACAUUGAACAGCUUUGCUGUGUGCUUCGAAUCUUGGGCACCCCCAGUCCUCAAGUCUGGCCGGAGAUCAAGGACCUGCCUGACUACAACAAGAUCUCCUUCAAGGAGCAGGCUCCCGUGCCCCUGGAGGAGGUGCUGCCCGAUGCCUCUCCCCAGGCCUUGGACCUGCUGGGGCAUUUCCUCCUCUACCCUCCACGCCAGCGCAUUGCAGCCUCCCAGGACAAGCCAGGCCUCUUGUUCUUCUGCUCCGGCCUGAUUCGACCACAGUGGUCCUGCUCCUGGCCAGGCCAUCCAGCCUCAGCAGAGGGGACCCUCGGCCUGUGCUGUCGGCCUCCCGUCUGUUGCUGGUAACAGAUCCAUCAGAAGGAGGCGGGCCUGGCAGGCUAGGCACUAAUUGCAUGUUGACUGACCAGCUACUCUUCUGGGUCUGGAAUGAGGCUUCAAGGACCAAGGAACUGUGGAGGUGAGUGGAGGAAGAGCCAGGCCUGCUCAGGAGAGUAUCCCUCAAAGGAGAGAGGGGUGUACUUUUCAGCACUCACUGCGUUUCUGUUAAGUAGACAAGAAGGGACAAUCCACAGCCCUUACCAGCAGGAAACUCCUCCCUAGUUGGGGGUGUGAGACUUUUUUUAUAGUAUAUUGAAAUAUAAGCGAUUCUGUUAAUCAAGUGGAGGUUGAUGUAGGUGGGGGUACCAAACUCAGGGGCAGAAAUGUACAGCAAAUUGAAUGCAGCUGGCUGAUAGACAAAUCAAUAGACAAAUAAACCACUUUUAUUUGAUUUCAACUUUGGUGUAACAACAUAGUUAUAUAAGCAUGUUUGAUAU
Balaenoptera ricei (Rice's whale) is the source of this 1755-nucleotide messenger RNA. Its product is annotated as cyclin-dependent kinase 20-like. The coding region runs from base 311 to 1285 and encodes 324 amino acids. Gene Ontology annotation, cellular component: nucleus. Gene Ontology annotation, biological process: protein phosphorylation. The transcript is spliced from 9 exons. The record is from RefSeq and is a predicted model, not a curated record. Gene Ontology annotation, molecular function: cyclin-dependent protein serine/threonine kinase activity; ATP binding. Lineage: Eukaryota; Metazoa; Chordata; Mammalia; Artiodactyla; Balaenopteridae.